Molecule: messenger RNA, 1049 nt
Organism: Hypanus sabinus (Atlantic stingray)
Lineage: Eukaryota; Metazoa; Chordata; Chondrichthyes; Myliobatiformes; Dasyatidae
Product: general transcription factor II-I repeat domain-containing protein 2-like
Exons: 2
Coding region: 198-779 (193 amino acids)
Source: RefSeq, a predicted model, not a curated record
CGGCAACCUGCGGCUCCCGAGCCAUUUGUGGCUCUUUCACCUCUGUGCUGCGGCUCCCUGUGGCUUUGGGAAAUAAUUGACGGAAAGUGCUGAAACGCUUUGUCGCGUGUCUGGAAGAAGUGAAAACUUUCCUGGGCAGCAAAGGGCUCACCUUUCCUGAGCUGGAACAGCCAGAGUGGCUGGAAAAGCUACACUUCAUGGUAGACAUGACAGCGCACCUGAACACGCUGAACACAGCCCUUCAGGGGAAAGGACGCACAGCCCUGCACAUGUUGGAGGAUGUUUUGGCAUUCGAGCGCAAGUUGACGUUGCUUGCCAGAGAUUUACAGAAAGGCACUUUGUCUCACUUCCCCAAUUUGAGAGAGUUCAAACAAGGUCACGACAUGAUAAUUUCGGAGUAUUUACAUUCUGCAAUCAUCGCAAUGCAAACAUCGUUUGGGAAACGCUUCUGUGAGUUCAGAGAGGAAAAAAACACAUUAUCCUUCCCGGUCACUCCCUUAAGCAUCGAUCCUUCCCUACUGAAUACGACUGCAUUGGCAGGUGUGAGUCAACCUGAUCUUGAGAUGGAACUGGCCGACAUAGCCGACAAAGACAUAUGGGUGUCCAAGUUUAGACGCUUGACAGCAGACCUUGAAGAUGUUGCCCGUCAGAAGGCCGUUCUUGCUCAGAAACACAAAUGGAGUGAUAUUGAAAACCUUCCAAAACCGGACAAACUUGUGUUCGAAACAUGGAAUGCUAUGCCCGACAUUUAUGUAAACAUUAAAAAGUAUGCGCUUUGAGUCCUGUCGAUCUUUGGAUCCACAUAUGUAAGUGAGCAGGUGUUCUCCAACAUGAACUUUAUUAAAAACAAACAUCGCGCACGCCUCACAGAUGACAGCUUGCGAUCCUGUGUAAAGAUGAAGGUGACGUCAUACAGCCCUGAUGUGCAGACGCUGUGCGCUGAGGUCCAGGAGCAGAAAUCCCAUUAACCAAGUAUGAUAAAUAUUUUAAUUGCCUAUUAUUUUAUGUAUAUUCAUAUUUUUUCAUUGUUCAGUGAAAUAGUCCUUUUA